This is a messenger RNA of Cucumis melo (muskmelon), 723 nucleotides long. RefSeq lists its product as uncharacterized. The transcript has 5 exons. NCBI's taxonomy places the organism in Eukaryota, Viridiplantae, Streptophyta, Magnoliopsida, Cucurbitales, Cucurbitaceae. The record is from RefSeq and is a predicted model, not a curated record. The coding region runs from base 1 to 582 and encodes 193 amino acids.
AUGGUACAGAUAAAUGACGAACCACAACCGCAAAGAUCUGAUGAGACCACACCUGAGAAGACCCACGUCGGAGAUGACCCACGCCGGAGAAGAAUACCCACGUCGAUGAAGACAACGAUGGAGAGGAAAAACCGAGCCGCACGCGUGAACCCCUGUGUCAAAGCCGAGCCGCGCCUGCGCCAAGCCGAGCCGGUCCCUGUCCUCUUCCAGCCGAGCCGCCAAGACCAAUUUGGCUCCAUCCACCUACAUUUUGGGCGUCUUGGACCGAGUGACCGGUGCGGCGAGAGACUCUCUUCAGUAGGGACUCAUCCACUGCAACCUUUUCUGGGGAUCCCGUUGCUUGGAAAGCACACGUGUCUUGCGGUUAGGACUCGUCGGGUGAAUCUCCAGGGAGAAUGCCGCCACGUAGAGGUGCACGCCGAGGAGGUGGUAGGGGAGGCAGAGGUGCCGGUCGUGGCCAGCCGGAGGCGCCACCUGCUGCACCGGCAGUCGACCCAAAUGCACCGGUCACCCAGGCGGAUCUCGCCGCGAUGGAGCGGCGCUAUCAGGACAUGCUGCAAGCUGCUUUGGCGCCUUUCCUAGCCGCCCAGCAGAACCAGGCCGCCCAGCAGAACCAGGCCGCCCAGCAGAACCAGGCCGCCCCUGCUCAGGCCCAAGCCGUUGUUCCUCCAGCCCCUGAGGAAGCUCCACCAGUACCAGUUCAACUGUCGGCCGAGGCGAAAC